UCUCGGGGAAAUUAAAUCUAACGUAACUCCUCUCAACGUCAGAUUUAGCCGGUGACACUCAGAGAAAGAAGAACUACGAGAACGCUGCUGGAUUUACUCUGUUGUCAAAGGAAAGUCAUUCAAGACAGUUCUGGAUUUUAGGUGCAAUAUGACGUUUGAAGAACUUAAUGGAGAUUACUCGAUUGAAAGGAUGGAGUCUGUGAUUAAAGCUCUGGAGGAGGUCCUGCGCUCCGCGUUACCUCAAGGCUGUAUUACAGUUGGGGUCUACGAGGCUGCAAAGUCACUCAAUGCUGACCCCGACAACGUGGUGCUGUGCAUCUUGGCCACAGACGACGACGACGUUAAAGACGUCGCGCUUCAGAUCCACUUCACUCUCAUUCAGGCUUUCUGCUGCGAGAACGACAUCAACAUCCUGAGAGUCAACAACACGCGGAGCCUCGCGCACAUCCUCGGGGGCGCCGGCAUGCACGAGAGCGAGCAAAUGGACCUGCACUGCAUUCUGGUCACUGUUCCACACGCGUCCACGUGGAAGAACCCAGCUUUGGGGAAAGUGAACCGUUUCUGCAGAGAGAGUCGCUGUAUGGAUCAAUGGGUACCCAUUAUUAACCUUCCAGAACGAUGAGGACAGCAAAUACAAGGGGAAAACAUGGAUUUAAAAAAUCUAGUAAAAAAUAAUAAAAGCUUAAAAAGGUGGUCACAAAAAGGACUGAUAGUCCAGACUGGUGGAAGUAGGCCCUAACCUACAGAAUGAACUGGAGGAGGAGCACCCUUUUGCAAUCUGAGAUGAUUCAGCAGUUUUUGGCUUUGUUUGUGGGACUUUUUGAGGACGUCACAGGAAGCUGAUUGUGAAUGGAAGUGAGCACCUGACUAUCUUGUGAGUUUAUAGGUCGGGGUGUCAUAAAGCACUUCAGGUAAUUACAGGAUGAAAUAUUUCUCAGGCAACACAUUAUCAGAGGUAAUUUUUUUUUAAAGAAGCUGCCCUAUCUUUUGUAUUUUGCCAUUAUUAAUGUUGGAAAAUAAAUUAUUUUAAAUGAACUUGAUUCUAAACCACUGAGAUGGAAA
Messenger RNA from Puntigrus tetrazona (Sumatra barb), 1062 nucleotides. RefSeq names its product growth arrest and DNA-damage-inducible, alpha, a (gene gadd45aa). The transcript has 4 exons. Gene Ontology annotation, biological process: regulation of cell cycle. The coding region runs from base 149 to 622 and encodes 157 amino acids. The record is from RefSeq and is a predicted model, not a curated record. NCBI's taxonomy places the organism in Eukaryota, Metazoa, Chordata, Actinopteri, Cypriniformes, Cyprinidae. Gene Ontology annotation, cellular component: nucleus; cytoplasm.